AUUUUGAUUGUUGGUCAUUCCCUUUAUUUUUGGUUCGGUACUUGAUGGAUCACCAGAAAUAAAUUAAAGGUCGUGCACGUACACACAAAAAAGAGACAACCCUUUUUAAUUAUAAUUUCCUCAACACUAAAAAUAACAAUUUGCAACUAGAACAGCGGCUAAAAAUAGAAUAAUAAUUGAAUUGAUUGGUUAACCAUAAUCAAUGGCUCCAAAUUAUAAUAAUAGGCUAAAUCCUAAGAUUUCCAAACCUAAACAGAAGGAAAAAGUAGUGGGAACAAAGAAAAGUCAAGGUUAUAUCUCAGGAUUCUUCAUAAAUGCGGUUACAACUCUAUUAAUAUGUCUAAUUCUCCCCUGGUUAUUCUUACAAACAACUCUUAUUUGGCAAUUUGAUUUAUCCUCAUCAUUUUUAAGAUGUUUCUUUGAAGCUCUCUAUUUCCCUAUUAGACUUUUAGAGUUGAUUAUAAAUAUUCUCUUUAAUCGAACCAGUUCUGAGAGUUUGUUAAAUCAAAGACCAAGUUACUCUGAUUUCAAUUUAUUUCAAGUUAAACAAGGUGUUGAUGAAUUAAGUGAAUAUAUUAAUCAAUAUUAUAUUGAUAUUAGACAAUUACCCUUUAAGGCAGAUUAUGUUAUAGAUAGAUACUUUUAUCACUCUCCAUAUUGUUUAAUUAAUAAACUUAAUCCUAAUGCAGUUAAAUUAAGUUAUCAAUAUCAAGGCAUAGAGUUAGGUCGAGAUGAAGGAUUUGAGGAUUAUAUGUUUAAGAAAGAAUUCAAUUUUAUAGACCAACCUUUAUUAUCGAAUGAUUUCAAAAAUAAGGUAUUCAUGGAUCAUAAUCAAGUCCCAGAAGUUGAAUUACCCUUAACCAAAGUCACUAUCGAUCCCAUAACCCCAUCAAUCAAUCUUAAAAAGUAUAAUAUAGAAUCUUGUCCUUAUUAUAAAGAAGAAUCCAAACCAAUGAACAUUAUUAAAAUAGAUAAAAGUUCUCUGAAUAACCAAUAUAAUGUCCAAUUAUCAGGAAAUUCAAAAUCAAAUAAAUUUGUGGUUAAAAUUAAACCAAGGAAAGAACCUAUAAUUGAAUCAAAUCAAUUACCAUAUAGAGUUGUUGGAUCCAUCCUGAAAAAAGAUGGAGCAUAUAUUGAAAUGAUUCUGGAAUCGAUUCGAAAUAUAUUUCCUAAAGAAGAUUAUGAUGAUGGCUCUUUAGCUCCAAUUAUACUUCGUUUAUCAUGGCAUUGUUGUGCAACAUUUAAUAAACAUAGUAAGACUGGGGGAUCAAAUGGAGCUACAAUGAGAUUUGUUCCUGAAAUUACUGAUGAAGGUAAUACUGGACUAGAUAUAGCAAGAGCUGCAUUAGAACCAAUUAAACAUAAAUUUCCUAAAAUCUCAUAUUCGGAUUUAUGGACUUUAGCUGGUAAAGUUGCCAUAGAAUAUAUGGGAGGACCAAUAAUUGAUUGGAAACCAGGUAGAUAUGAUUGUUUAGAUGAUAAAUAUGUUCCGCCUAAUGGGAAUUUACCAUUUGGAUAUAAAGAUGCUAAUCAUAUUCGAGAAACAUUUAGUCGAAUGGGAUUUAAUAUUCAAGAGAUGGUUGCAUUAUUAGGAGCUCAUACAUUAGGUAGAUGUCAUAAAAGAUUUAGUGGAUGGGAAGGUAAAUGGACUGAAAAUCCUAUCAAAUUUUCGAAUGAUUUUUAUAAAGUAUUAUUAGAAGAAGAAUGGAAGGUUGGGAAUGUUCCGGAAACAGGCCGAGUACAAUAUUAUAAUAAUGAUAAAUCAUUAAUGAUGUUAAAUACUGAUUUAGAAUUAAUUAGAGAUGAAGAAUUUUUAAUUUGGGUUAAGAUUUAUGCUCAAGAUGAGAUGAAAUUUUUUAAUGAUUUUAGUAAAGCUUUCAGUAAGUUGUUAGAAUUAGGAAUUGAAAGAUUGUCGUCAAACGAUGAAAUAAUCCUUGAUAAGAGAAGUAUAUAAGUUGGUUCAGGGCUACAAUGAUGGUUACAUAUUUUUUUACUAUUCAAUUGUUGUAUACAUAGUAGAUAUAAAGAAAAUGUACAUAGUCAUAGUAAAUGACGCUAUCAUUGCUGACUAAAUCAACCGAUUCGAUUUAAGUAAAUCAUAGAAAAAACGGUUUAUAUCACUAUAAAUAUUAAUCCAUCGUAUAAAUAUGUUUAAUGUUUAUGUAGUUAUAAAUCCCAUAAUCGCAUCAUACCAUAACUUAAGAUCUAUACAGUUUCUGCCCCCACUAACUAAACUGUCUAAACUGCGAAAGUUUCUUUUUUUUUUUUUUUUUUUUUUUCAAU
This is a messenger RNA of Scheffersomyces coipomensis, 2283 nucleotides long. RefSeq lists its product as uncharacterized. The transcript has a single exon. Bases 203 to 1954 code for a protein of 583 amino acids. Gene Ontology annotation, biological process: response to reactive oxygen species; cellular response to oxidative stress; hydrogen peroxide catabolic process. The record is from RefSeq and is a predicted model, not a curated record. Gene Ontology annotation, molecular function: heme binding; peroxidase activity. NCBI's taxonomy places the organism in Eukaryota, Fungi, Ascomycota, Pichiomycetes, Serinales, Debaryomycetaceae.